ACACUUGGUCUCCUCUACACCCUUAUCUCCAACAAGCCUGAACCAUCCUUCCACCAAUCCUUCCAUCUCAGAGAGCAGUUGGUAUCCCCAGCUGGCCCCCUCUCACAUGACCGGAGGUUGUACGUCCGCUUUGGAGGCGCGUAAGGACGCUGGGGAUUUGGUGCAUACGGUCAGGGACAGUACGGAGCAGAUCUGGAUAUUGUCAGGGGAUCUGGAGAGGAUACCGUGACAACUGAGGUCUUCAGUGCAGAGCUGGUUAAGCACACGUUCAAAGCUACAGCGGUCUUCCCACAAAACAGAGAGCUCAUUGUCUCUCAAUUCCGCUCAACAGCCGCUCAACAGCCGUGUACUCCGUUGCCAUUUGAAGGAAGUGAGUGGCAAAAAGCUGACCGGAUAUUUAAGGAUUUGGUGAAGGAUUUGACCUCUGAAGGUGCGCAAAAGCUGUGGUGCUCGCUCCACUACAUGAGCGCUCAAAUUGCAGUACUCUCAACUGAGAACAAAGGACUCCGUAGUACUGUUGCCUCACUAAGUUCCUCAAAGAAGCAGCGCUAUACUCUCAAUUUGAAGAAGCCGAAGAAAUUGAAGAGCAAAGCUACACUAUACUCACCUCGCAAAGUAUGCAAAGCCCGCGCCCAACACAAGCAACAACAAAGUCACAACCUUGAAGAAAAGGCUCAGAAAGCAAAGGAUAAACAAGAAAAGCUCGCCAAGAAGCUCCGUGAAGAGAAGGAGAAGGAGGAGAGACGUGUUGCGCGAGAAGAGCGCAUUGCAAUAAACAAGCGCAUCCGUGAGGAGAAAGCUGAGGCUGUCAGAUGCAGAAAAGAGGAGCGCGAUGCUGCAAAAGCUAUACAAAUAUCCCAAUCAAAUAAGCCCAAGACCUCACAGAAGCCUUCACCAAAGCCUUGUAAGCCUGCAAAGCGUGCGCGGCGUGCUAUAGGUGGUGUUGUGGAGGAGGUGCCUGCACCAGCACCCCGUACUCACACCACCCGCAGUGGCCGCGUCGCAACUUAGAAGUAUUAACUAAAGGUGCC
Macroventuria anomochaeta is the source of this 1031-nucleotide messenger RNA. RefSeq lists its product as uncharacterized. Lineage: Eukaryota; Fungi; Ascomycota; Dothideomycetes; Pleosporales; Didymellaceae. Bases 463 to 1011 code for a protein of 182 amino acids. The record is from RefSeq and is a predicted model, not a curated record. The transcript has a single exon.